Molecule: messenger RNA, 7165 nt
Organism: Pezoporus flaviventris
Lineage: Eukaryota; Metazoa; Chordata; Aves; Psittaciformes; Psittacidae
Gene: ANKFN1
Product: ankyrin repeat and fibronectin type III domain containing 1
Exons: 21
Coding region: 696-3932 (1078 amino acids)
Biological process (GO): regulation of establishment of bipolar cell polarity; establishment of mitotic spindle orientation
Cellular component (GO): spindle
Molecular function (GO): protein binding
Source: RefSeq, a predicted model, not a curated record
UCAGUAAGUGGGAGAUGACAGAGCAGACGUGCUGCCUGUGUUAGGGGAGCAGCAGAACUCCAAUAGUAAUAUGAAUUAUUGGAACAGUGUUCAUCUGGGGAACUGCAGACAGGCAAAGCAGCUCUGAAGAAAUGCAUUCCUGUCAAAGACGGUUUGUUUCAGCUGAGGCUUAAAUAACAGCAGAAGUAAAAAUAGAGUAAUCUGGUGAGGGAGAAAGCAAACUGGAGCCACUGUAUGUAACAAAAAGGUGUGUGUGUGUUUGUUUCUGAAGGCUAAAGAAGAAGUACAUUUUGGCAUUACCAGAAACUUUAUGGGACCAGUUUUGAAUGGGAGAAAUCGACUCCAGCCAAUGGGAGUUCAAGGAGCUCUGCAUUGUGCUACCAAACUCAGAUGCCAUGACAAAUGGAAUAAAAAAGGAUCAUUUGGGUUUUCUGAAACAUGACAUUAAUCUACAGUUAUUUCUCAUAUUCAACAUCUAUCUGUAUUUGUGAGUCCAGUAGUCUAUCCUCUGUCUUGAACUUUGAAAAAAGCAGAGUGGAAACUCCCCAUGUAAGGAAGAGGUUUUCUCAUUUUGCCCAGAGGCUGAAGCAGCAGAGAAAGCAAAACCAAUGUGAAUCAUCAGUGACAGUGGACAAUUACCAGCAACUUGUUCACGCUUUGCCUGGAAUAGCCUAAGCUGAAACCACUAGCUGAAAAUGACACAGCAAAUGCAUAACUUAAGUCUCCUCCAGACUAAAAAGAACAGCAUGCCUUCCUCCCCAAAUGCUGCCAAGCGGCUAUAUCGGAACCUGUCAGAGAAGCUCAAGGGGAGUCAUACAUCCUUUGACGAAGCGUAUUUCAGAGCUCGAUCUGACCGGCUCAGCCUCCGUAAGACCUCAAUGAAUUUCCAGUGCAAUGAAGCUAUGUUUGAGGCUGUAGAACAGCAAGAUCUGGAUGCUGUUCAAAUUCUUCUUUAUCAAUACACACUGGAAGAACUGGACCUGAACACACCAAACAGUGAGGGACUAACUCCUUUGGACAUUGCCAUUUUGACAAACAACGUCCCUAUUGCUAGGACCCUUCUACACGUUGGGGCAAAGGAAAGCCCACACUUUGUUAACAUGGAAAGCAGGUCAGUGCAUCUGAGUACAUUGGUCCAGGAAGCACAGCAGCGAAUUACUGAAUUGUCUGCACAAGUGGUGAAUGAAGACCUUGGUACAGACAACACAGAGAAAGAGAAGCAACUAAAAGCAUGGGAAUGGAGAUACAGGCUAUACAAGCGCAUGAAAGCAGGCUACGAGCAUGCUAGAGCCCCUGAGGCGCCAACCAAUGUCUGUCUCAUGGUAACAAGCAGUACAUCACUCACUGUCACCUUCCAAGAACCUCUGAGUGUCAACUCAGCUGUGGUGACCAAGUAUAAAGUGGAAUGGAGCUGUUCAGAAGACUUUUCUCCUUUGGCUGGUGAAAUAAUUAUGGAUAAUCUUCAGUCUUUGAGGUGCACCAUCACAGGUCUCAGAACGGGCCAGAGGUAUUAUGUCCAUGUUUCAGCAUACAACAUGAGAGGAUGGGGACCUCCACGCAAAUCUACUCCUGAAUAUGCUUCUCCUUCAAACUGGAAAGACUGCAGUGGAAGAGAACCUCGGCACAGGGGACACACUGAGGCCCUGGAACGCCUCCUUCAGCAGGUUCGAGCAGCUCAUCAGCAUUAUAAUUGCAGAGAAAGCUCUAAACUACAGAAUGCUGGUCGCAAGCAAUCUGUUUCCAGAAGCUUGAAGCACCUUUUCCAUUCAUCAAACAAGUUUGUGAAGACUCUGAAACGGGGACUCUACUUAGCUGUUAUAUUUUUUUACAAGGACAAUUUAUUAGUAACCAAUGAAGAUCAAAUCCCAAUUGUGGAAAUUGAUGACUCCCACAGUAGCUCAGUUAUGCAGGAUUUCCUGUGGUUCACAAAGUUGUCUUGCAUGUGGGAUGAUAUCAGAUGGCUAAGGCAGAAUAUGUCUAUAUCCGUGUCCUCAUCAACAGCGCUUCAAGCCAGGCAAAAGAUGCUUUCAGCAGCAGCACAGCUACAGAAUUUGCUGGGAACUCACAACCUAGGCAGAGUUUUUUACGAGCCAAUCAAGGAUCGACAUGGCAAUAUGCUGAUAGUGACUAUAAGAGAAGUGGAGAGUCUUUAUUCAUUUUUCAAUGGCAAAUGGAUGCAGGUAUCCAAACUACAAAGCCAGAGGAAAUCCCUCUCAACUCCAGAGGAGCCAACAGCAUUAGACAUCUUGCUUAUAACAAUCCAGGACAUACUCACCUAUCACAAACGAAGUCAGCAGCGCCUCCCUCCCGGCUUGUACCUGGGUUACCUUAAACUCUGCAGUUCUGUGGAUCAAAUCAAAGUGCUCGUGUUGCAGAAGUUGCCUAAUGUCCUGUGUCAUGUUAAAAUCCGAGACAACAGCAAUGUCUCCAGAGAUGAGUGGGAAUGGAUCCAAACACUUUCUGGCUCAGAAUCUGUGGAAAGUAUGGAUCAUACUUCAGACUGCCCUACUCAAUUGUUCUUGUAUGAGCUCCAGAUGGCAGUGAAAGCUCUCCUUAAACAGAUCAAUCUACCUCUGCAUCAGGCUAAGCACUUCCGUCUGUAUACACAGGAGGUGUUGGAACUGGGUCACAAUGUCUCCUUUCUUCUCCUGCUCCCCGCCUCAGACGACGUCUGCACUGCCCCAGGACAGAAUAAUCCUUACACCCCACACUCAGGAUUUCUUAACCUCCCUCUUCAGAUGUUUGAACUCGUUCAUUUUUGCUGCUACAAGGAAAAAUUUAUAAGCCUGUAUUGCCGCCUUUCUGCUGUCAUAGAGCUGGACUCUCUGAAAACCCAGCAAUCCCUAAGGGAAGCAAUUUCAGACAGUGAAGUCGCUGCAGCCAAACAAAGACACCAGCAAGUUAUAGACUACAUACAGCAAAUCGAUGAGAUCUGGAGGGAAAUGAGAUGGAUCACAGAAGCACUGCAGUAUGCGAGAUACAAGCAGCCAGCAGCUGGCCUACCUGUAAAGAAGUUUGUGGAUCUUUCAGUAGAACACUCUCAGAAGAAAAUCAGUUCAUCCUCUUCACAUUUAGAUUGUCUUCCUUCACCUCCCCCUUCACCUGAGGCUAGACUCCAGAGAAGAAAAGCUGUGAGUGAUUCCCAGCCCUGCUCAGAUGAAGAAGGCUGCUCUGAAGUAUUCCUUCCAACUGACAGUGACUAUGAUUCCAGUGAUGCAUUAAGCCCCAGAGAAUUAGACCUGAUUUACUCCUCCUCACAGGACAUAUCCCAGCAGGCCAGCAGUGGCCUGGGUGGCAGUGCACCUGAUGUUCUCCAAGUCCACGACAUGAAGCCUUGCCUGACAUUGAAAGAAGGCCUGACAGAGUGUAGUGCCUUUGAUACUAAUGCUGAAUGUUGCACAGAGGACAUGAGCAAUCUAACAGUGUCAGGGCUUACAUUGAAAAGCAUAGACAAGUCCUCUAGCUCCAAGCAGGCACUGAGCUUUUUAGGGAAAAAAAAACUAGGGAAACAUCAACAUUACAGCUACUUCAGCCGGCACCAUCGGUGGCUGCGUGUGUACAGCGAGACACAGUCUGGCUCUCUGUCUGAAGGGGUGUAUACUCAGCAUCUCAUGAGACAUUCAGAUUUGUCUCAAGAGCCUAUCUCCACUGAGCAGGUGAAGAUUCCCAUUGAUGGAUCUCGGAGCACUUUCUUGCCUCAUGCAUCCAGCCUUCCAGAAGAUGGGAAAGGCAAGUAUGAGGAGUCAAGGCAAACUGUCCAUCAGAUACAUGUGGAGCCUUAUAAAACAUUUCUGGAUGAAGACAGCAAGUCCUGGGCAAUGAGCACACAGUCUGUAGAACACAGGGAUGCUCACAGUGCUAUGCAACAGAAAAUGAGUCCAGAUGACCAGUCGGGUUCUGCUGUCUCGGAAGUCUUCAGCAGCACACUUUAACCCUCAGACUUGUGCAUUGCUUCCCACUGCUACACAGUAAGAGAGUGAGCAUCGUGCAUACAGGGCCAUACUUUCAAAACCACUUGGAAAUCUCCAGCUCCUGAAAUGGCAACUCAUGCCACUCAAAAGAAUCCUCAUCUUUUGACUUCAUCACCAGGUUUCUGGUCUUACAGAGGUAUCAUCUGUCACGAUGUAAGCUUUAUUAUUGGCAUCUGCACUUUUGCAGGUAGAGCUGUAACAGUCACCACAAAACAGAACAACCUGUGGCUGCAAAUCUAGUAAUGAGGUUUUGCAGUUCUCCUGGUUUCCAUGUCUCUCUGAGCAUGCAAAAUUUUAAGCAUGAGUGGUUCUGCCUGCAAGUUAGCAGAAACUGUAACAUCCUUGGUGUCCUCACGUUAGGACUGUGUCCUAAACUUGUACUAACCAGUUCUCCAUUAUUUUGUGUCAGUUUUUCUACUUCUUGAAUGGAUUUAGGCUGCAUAUAACUGAAGUGCUAACUGCUCUAGGAACACAUUUAACCCAGAGUUUCACUUACAGAGAAAUGAGAAGUCUUUUGGUACCUAGAAAAGGCACUCAACUCCACCUCUGAGUGCUGUCGAAGUCUGACAUAAUUAUCACAAGGGUUUUUUUCACCAGCUUAGAUUUCAAAUUAUGUAUUAUAAAGGCUUAGCAGGUAAACCUUUGGGGUCAAGAGCAGGCAGAAUGAGACCAAGUUCUGAAGGAAUAAGAUGCAGAGUCUAAGUGAGACUGAAGCUUGGUCUUUUCUUCUGCCCAGAACACAAGAGCUCAUUUCUGCAUGUUGGCAGCAUGCUCAUACACCCGUUGAAAAGAAAUGCUCCUACUUUUGUUCCUGAAUAUUCACUGUAAACUUCAGGGGUAUUUGAUCACCAUGUCUGAAAUUGGGAUAACUGUAAUGAUUAGGGAAAUUUGGGGUACGGUUUGAAUGCAUUAUUUGGGCCACCAAUAUUGUAUCAUAAUGAGAGUGGGAGGUGGUGUUUUAGCAUGCUGUGUUUGUCUAAAGGCAGAUCACACCGAGUCAUGAUGUUGUCCUUUACAACCAGAAUCAGCUUAUAGUACUACAGGAGAUGAUCUCAAAAAUGAAAUCCCUAUUAAUGAGAACCAUAACAUUUGAGUCAGUAAGAAAUGAACGAAUGUGGAGAGAAACCCCAGCUGUUGCACAAGCUUUAAUUUUUCUUAAACAGUUCUUGAAGUUUAAUUUUAUAGGCCACAUUCCUGCUGGUUAAAUUCCCUCACUCCAUGUUUGCACAGCCUUCUACCUUUCAAUUUUUCAGCCUCCAGGUGGAUACAUUCUAAGGCCUCCAAUAAAGAGAUUUGAGUUAAAUAGUUGAGUUUACAAGUCCUUGAGGUAAAGGUAAGGAUUUGGGCCCAUGAUCUGUGGUCCUUAUUAAAAUAGCACUUCCAUAACCCCAGUGCUAUUAAAAUCCCUGUGAACUCAAUCCAUAAAUUCAAAAAUAAAUGUUAUUCACUAUUUUAUGCUUGGUCAGUAUGUGGAAGCCAAGAAGAGUCUUUGCAGUGAUACAAGGGCAAAAACUUUCUAUAAGGAUUUACAUUUGUAACUUCUCUUUUUGGGAGAGGGAAGUUAAUUUUUCACCCAAACUAUUCAUUCAUUCCCUGAUCCGAGGCUGGAAAGACUUCCAUUCACUUCCACAGGCUUUGAAUGAAACCCAUAUUGAAAAUUCCUGUGGGUGAGAAGAUGCUGGGGGGAGCAGAAGUGUCAGUGCCAAUUUGCAGCUAGAAGGACAUACAUUGUAUGUUGUAUGCCACAUGGAGCUGCAGGGGGAAAACCUGACUCACACACCAUAGAACCAAACAGUGAUGUUUUACUGUCACUGAAGGCAGUAACAGCUUGUUACAUUAGAUUAUGUUCAUUAGCAGAAGGCUUUGCACCAAGGAGAGCCAGACAGUGUAAUGCUCAUACUCAGAAGUCAAAAUAAUUUAGAUUGUUUUCUAGGAUACAGCACCUAGCCCAGGCUCCCCUAAUCUGUUUAGCCUCUAAGCAAAACUGCCAUAAAACUGUCUAUUAAAGAAUAAAAAUAACAAUACACUGAGGCCAUAUGUUUUUGCAGGAAGCGAUGAGAUAAAACAAGAUGUUCCUAAAUGAAACCCACCUUGCUUUGCUUCGGCUCUUCAGGAACACUGAGGGCAAGAAGUAGCAAGAACCACAGCAGAACAGGUACACACUGCUGGUUAGGUAAGGAUGUAAAAAUCUCUGUUACCUACUUCUGCUGCUGGACUUUUCCAGCAGUAGUCAUGUAUCGAAUAACGAGCUGGGUUCUUUACUGGUAGAAAGGGCUUGAUUUCAUCAUAAUCUGCUGUGCUAAAAUGGAAUUUGACUCUGAGAAUGCAAAUGGCAGCCACAAUGUACCCCACCUUGAUUCUAACUUUGUUACAUGGAAGUAGUGUUUACAUGAUGGCCAAUGGGGCAUGCUUCCUUAAUUCUAUUAGCUCUAAAUUGAGGUUCUUCCACAUACUUUAAUAGUCAAAGUAGUAAUUGAUAGUUCUGACUUUAAAUACUUCUGAUGAUAAAGCACUGAAUUGUCUCGUUAGAAAUACAUGUUCUUUGUUCAAAAUUAUCAUCCCUAUCUAUUCAGUGGGUGAUUGAGCAGAGCAACGCCUUAAAAGAAUAGUAAUGAACACCCAGAGAUAAAUAAAUAGUAGAAAGUGGUGCCUUUCAAGUACUGUCAUAGUACUGAUCAUACUGCUGCUGCAGUUGUCUUAGGAAGAUCACUCACACAUUUCACAAGCAGCCACAGCAAUUCAGAAGCAUCCUGCAAACUACAGCACUGUAUUCCCACUCCAUAAAGGCACAAGUGGCUCUUCUGAGUAGGGCUUAAGAGUAAAGGCUCACAGUCAGGAAUCAAAUUAAAAUUAGGAACUCAGAUCUUUGCUUCAAUUACUGGGAACCCUUUCCCCAGGUUGGGCUCAAGUGCCCCUCCAAGGAUUCCUGCACAGAAGGGGGAAAUGCUGUGGCUCAGAGCCCACAGCACACCAGAGUUUCAUUAGCCAGCAGACAGCUCAUUCAAAUGAGUCUGCACCCACUGAAGCUCUGCCCUAAAAUGGGUACUAAGGCUUCGUAAACUUCUGGACAUCUCUCUUUUACUCCUGUAUCUUGCCACAGAACUUUGUCCUGCAUUUUCUAGGGAGUGUAUAUUCACCUGGGCUGAACUCAGACCCUCCUAUCUCUAGGCAUGACUUAACUGGCUAGGAAAAAA